This is a messenger RNA of Neltuma alba, 2163 nucleotides long. RefSeq names its product protein FAR1-RELATED SEQUENCE 5-like. Gene Ontology annotation, molecular function: zinc ion binding. The coding region runs from base 1 to 2163 and encodes 720 amino acids. Lineage: Eukaryota; Viridiplantae; Streptophyta; Magnoliopsida; Fabales; Fabaceae. The record is from RefSeq and is a predicted model, not a curated record. The transcript has 3 exons.
AUGGAUUGUGUAGAAAUAGAGAGGGGAGACAAGAGAGACUGGUUGGAGAUAAUGGAGGAGGAUGAAGGAAUGGAAGGAUUGUUGGACACUGUUACUGUACCAGAAAAAGAAAACAGAGAUGGACUACAUGAAGCUCGACUUAAAGAGGGAGAAGGAAGAGACGUUGGACCCAGGGAAGAAAGAAGGAACGGGAACUUUACAAUGGAGGAUGAAUUGAAACCCAAAAUAGGAAAAGAGUUUGGAAGCUGGGACGAAGCAUGGGAAUUUUGGCGAGAUUAUGCUAGAAGAACUGGUUUUGGGGCUAGAAAGUAUAAUGGUACAAAAAGCAGAAAAGAUGGAUCACUUAUUACAUAUAGAUAUGUGUGUUCUAAAGAGGGUAUUCGAAAAGAAGGUAAACAGGAGACAUAUUCUUCUAAGUACCGAGCAGAAACAAGGACUAACUGCAAGGCAAAAAUGAUAGUAUCUAUUGUUGAUCAGAGGCAUAAAAUUACUAAAUUUGAUGAAGAGCAUAAUCAUCCCCUUCACACACAAGAAACUGUGCACUUGUUAGCAUCUCAAAGAAACUUAUCAGAAGUUGAUGCUUAUGGAAUUGAGCUAGCAAGAAAGUCUGGACUUCAACAGAAGGCUACAUUUGAUUUAAUGAGUACAUAUGCCGGAGGCAAAGCAAAUCUUGGAUAUACUCAAGUUGAUAUGCAAAAUUAUUUGCAAUCUAGAAGGCAAAAAAGUAUGAAAUACGGAGAGGUAAGAUGUCUGUUUGAAUAUUUUCAAAAGCAGCUUGCAGCGAAUCCUGCAUUCUACCAUAAAUAUCAGGUGGACACAGAAGAAGAAAUUACUAAUGUGUUUUGGGCGGAUGCUGGAAUGCUAAUAGAUUAUGCACUUUUUGGUGAGGUUUUAUCUCUAGAUACAACAUUUUGUACAAACCGUGAUCAUCGACCUCUUGCAAUAUUUUCUGGCUUUAAUCAUUACAGAAGUGUAGUCAUUUUUGGUGCAGCAUUGUUGUAUGACGAGACCACUGUGUCUUUCAAGUGGCUAUUAGAAACUUUCCUGGAAGCUCAUAUGCAGAAAAAGCCUAAAACUGUGUUUACAGAUCAAGAUCAAGCAAUGGCAAGAGCUUUGAGUGAAAUUCUUCCUGAUACAAAGCAUUGUUUAUGCACUUGGCAUUUAAAGCAAAAUGGUAUUAAACACCUUGGAAAUUUAAUGAAAGAUGGGUCACAUUUUUUGACCGACUUCUGUAAAUGCAUGUCUAAAAUUUCAGAGGAAGAAAAGUUUGAAGAAGCAUGGAGCCAAUUAAUAUCUUCUUAUGAUGUCCACAACAAUCCAUGGUUGACUUCCAUGUAUAAUAUCAAAGAGAAAUGGGCUUGGUGCUAUGUAAAGAAUGCUUGCACAUUAGGCAUGAGAAGUACACAGCUUAGUGAAAGUGUGAAUGCUGAUGUAAAAAGAUGCACAACUCCAAAUUUAGAUAUCAAUGAAUUCUUUACCACUUUUGACAAAGUUGUUUCAGAGAAGCGAGACAAGGAAUUGAAACUUGAGUUUGAUUCCCGGCAAAAAAUUCCUAGGAUGGUCAAUCAGAGUGCGCCUAUAUUGCGUCAACUUGUGCUAACUUAUACCCCUGGUGCAUUUGACAUGUUCCAAGCACAAUGGGAUCUCCAAUUCUCUGUGAUGUUAACUCAACGUGAUGAAAAUGGACCAUUAUACAUAUACAUUGCCCACAUGAUUGAUGAAGAAGGGGAAUGGAGAAUUGAGUUUAAACCUGAUACACAUGAAAUAUCUUGCACUUGUGGAAUGUUUGAAACCACUAGGAUAUUGUGCUGUCAUGCAUUGAAGGUGUAUGAGUCAAAUGAUGUGAGAAUUAUGCCUGAGCAAUACAUUAUUAAGCGAUGGACCAGGGAAGCAAGGAGUGGUGUUGUGUAUGAUGUUAGGGGGAGUGAGAUACAAAGAGAUCCUAAACUUGAAAUCACACGAAGAUUUAGACACUUAAUGUAUAAGAUGGUAAGAUUGGCAACAAAUGCGGCAAAGACUCAUGAAAGUUUUGAGUGUGUUGACAAAUACAUCACUGAGAUAGAAAAUAAAGUUCCGAACAAUAAUGAAGAUGUUCUUAACCCAAGUAUAGCACCAAUGGGAGGGCAGCUGAAGAAAAAGAAAUCUCAUCACUUGAAGUCAUAG